This is a messenger RNA of Rubroshorea leprosula, 1085 nucleotides long. The record is from the annotation of a GenBank genome assembly. NCBI's taxonomy places the organism in Eukaryota, Viridiplantae, Streptophyta, Magnoliopsida, Malvales, Dipterocarpaceae.
GGUGCUCCUCCGUCGGCUAUUCAUUCUCAAUCUUCGGCCGCAGAACAAUUUCUAAAUCUCCGAUUUGGAUCGCAAACGCUCCAUGAGGAGAUUGUCUCAAAAGAUCACUGGUGUUCCUUCGAUCAGUGAACUGCACAAGCAAGUUCCGCCGUUGAAUUCUUCUCCCACGGGUUCGAUUGCUCAGACUGAUGUCAAAAUCCCUAGAGAAUCAAGAAAGCUGCCUCAAUCGGGUUGCUAGGGCAAGGCGGCAGAGUAAAACUGCACUCCAAUCUCAUCCGCCUGAACUCGGCAAUGUCAAGUUUUUGCACAAACAUCUCUGGCUCAAACAUCCUCGUUGCGUACUCAGUGUUUAGAUGAAUUUCUGGAGCAAGCGGAGCACUUAGGGAUCAUCUUGGAGUCUCCCGGCUGCUAGGUUAUGUGAGGAAAGUGGGUUGCUGUUCAAAUCUUAGAACUAUAGCCUAUAGGUCAUGUUUCAUCAGUGGUAAUCAACUAUUUCUAGUGGAGAAAGUGCUGAUACAAAGCUAGAGAAAGAGAACAGCGGUGAAAUUGUUACGCCGCAGGUUGACUGUUCUCCAUCAUGGAAGCAUAUUUUUUGGGCAAAUACAGCCUCUCUAGUCCUCUACGCGUAGCUCCAUCCGAUGGUCCAAAGCAAAUAGCAAGUCAUGGUCAUGGUUACUUCCAACAAAUAAGAUUUUAUGCCGUGACGGCCAAAAUCAAAACCUAUAAUUCCCAAGCAUUAAAGGAACAAAGGCGUGCUUUGGGUUGUUGUCGUUGUGCUAUGGGUUUAUUGUCGGUUACCAAAAUCUUCUCGCCGACGUGGGUCCAUUCUCCAAGCAGGUCAAGUAACAUCACCCUCGGAUCAGUGGCAUUAUCAUUUGAGAAGCAGGACUUUUGGAUUCAACAAAUUGAAUUCAAGAUCAAACUUUGGUUGGACACUUUGACUAAUGGACUUGUUGAACCCGAAGCUGAGGGCCUCCCUCUAAGGGCAUUUUCUGUAAAUUGCCAAACCGACUGGUGGGUUUGGUAUGGACGGCACAGCGUUGGUUGAAUUGAAGAUUUUGGAGCAACAAACUGAUAAUUAAAAU